GAGAGAGCGCGCGCACAUAAAGUUUGUGCCUGAGGGUGCGCGUCGGGCGGGCUCGCCCGGCUCCGAGAGCGGCGGGUGGGCGGCCCGGAGGCGGAGAGGCCCGGAGCGAAGGGACGCGUUGGCAGCAGCAAGGGCAGCGGCGGUGGUGAUGCGAUGUGCCCCGCUGCGCCCGUCUAGCUGCGCUAAGUGAAGCGGCUCACCAGCGCGGCCAUGGGGACCCUGGGCAAGGCGAGAGAGGCUCCUCGAUACCAAUCUGACCCUGGGGCUAUUGCGAGUGCUGGGUAAGAAUCAGUAACAGCCAGGAGAAACUUGAUCAAGUCCUGUAAUACCAGCUUGAUCUUUUGGAAAUCACUGCCUCGGGAAACCUUCCCAUGGCUGCAGAGCUGCCCCUAAAGCAAAACUAGAGGCGAAGACAGCCAGCAGCCCCAUCCCUUCCCAUCCCAGCCUGGCCCAGAUCACCCAGUUCCGAAUGAUGGUGUCUCUGGGACAUUUGGCCAAAGGAGCCAGCCUGGACGAUCUCAUCGAUAGCUGCAUUCAGUCCUUUGAUGCGGAUGGAAACCUGUGUCGGAGUAACCAGCUGCUGCAAGUCAUGCUGACCAUGCACCGAAUCAUCAUUUCCUCUGCCGAGCUGCUCCGAAAAGUGAUCACCCUGUAUAAGGAGGCCUUGGCAAAGAAUUCACCAGGGCUUUGCCUGAAGAUCUGCUACUUUGUGAGGUAUUGGAUAACAGAGUUCUGGAUCAUGUUUAAGACGGAUGCCAGCUUGACAAACACUAUGGAGGAGUUUCAGGAACUGGUGAAAGCUAAGGGGGAGGAGCUACACUGCCGCCUGAUCGACACAACUCAAAUCAAUGCCCGAGACUGGUCCAGGAAACUUACUCAAAGGAUAAAAUCAAACACCAGCAAGAAGCGGAAAGUCUCCCUGCUCUUCGACCAUCUGGAACCGGAAGAGCUGUCGGAGCACCUCACCUACCUUGAGUUCAAGUCCUUCCGGAGGAUAUCCUUCUCUGACUACCAGAAUUACCUGGUGAACAGCUGCGUGAAGGAGAACCCCACCAUGGAGCGGUCUAUAGCCCUGUGCAAUGGCAUCUCGCAGUGGGUGCAGCUGAUGGUGCUCAGCCGCCCCACCCCGCAGCUGCGCGCUGAAGUCUUCAUCAAGUUCAUCCAGGUGGCUCAGAAGCUCCACCAACUACAGAACUUCAAUACUUUGAUGGCUGUGAUAGGAGGCCUAUGUCACAGCUCAAUCUCCAGGCUCAAGGAUACAAGUUCACACGUCCCACAUGAAAUCAAUAAGGUCCUGGGUGAGAUGACUGAGCUGCUGUCCUCCUGCAGAAACUAUGACAACUACCGGCGAGCCUACGGGGAGUGCACCCACUUCAAGAUCCCCAUCCUGGGGGUGCACCUCAAGGACCUCAUCUCCCUGUAUGAAGCCAUGCCUAACUAUCUGGAGGAUGGGAAGGUGAACGUCCAUAAACUGCUGGCUCUUUACAAUCACAUCAACGAACUGGUCCAGCUGCAAGAGGUGGCCCCGCCCUUGGAGGCCAACAAGGACUUGGUGCACCUGCUGACGCUGUCCCUGGAUCUCUACUACACUGAGGAUGAAAUCUACGAGCUUUCCUACGCCCGGGAGCCAAGGAACCACAAAGCCCCACCACUAACACCUUCAAAGCCACCAGUAGUAGUGGACUGGGCCUCUGGAGUAUCUCCCAAACCUGACCCAAAGACUAUAAGCAAACAUGUCCAGAGGAUGGUGGAUUCUGUCUUCAAGAACUAUGAUCAUGACCAAGAUGGAUACAUUUCUCAGGAAGAAUUUGAAAAAAUUGCUGCGAGUUUUCCAUUUUCCUUCUGUGUGAUGGACAAAGACAGGGAAGGCCUCAUUAGCAGGGACGAGAUCACGGCCUACUUCAUGAGGGCCAGCUCCAUCUACUCCAAGCUGGGCCUGGGCUUUCCUCACAACUUCCAGGAGACAACCUACCUGAAGCCUACUUUCUGUGACAACUGUGCUGGAUUCCUCUGGGGCGUGAUCAAACAAGGAUAUCGAUGCAAAGACUGCGGGAUGAACUGCCACAAACAGUGCAAAGAUCUGGUUGUGUUCGAGUGCAAGAAGCGCAUCAAGAACUCAGUAGCUUCCACAGAGAACAACAGCACCUCUGUGGGGCCCACAUUCAACCUCUGCUCACUGGGAGCCAAAGACCUGCUCCACGCCCCUGAGGAAGGACCUUUCACGUUCCCUAAUGGGGAGGCUGUGGAACAAGGUGAAGACAGUAAGGAUCGGACCAUCAUGCUCAUGGGGGUGUCCUCACAGAAGAUUUCUGUUCGGCUGAAGAGGACUGUGGCCCACAAGGCCACACAGACGGAAUUCCUGCCCUGGAUUGGCAGUGAGGGCCCUUCUGGCCCUUUCACACUGUCUUCCCCACGGAAGACAGCCCAAGACACUCUGUACGUGCUUCCCAGCCCGACAUCUCCCUGUCCCAGCCCAGUCCUGGUCAGAAAGCGGGCUUUUGUCAAGUGGGAGAAUAAAGACUCCCUCAUAAAAUCAAAGGAGGAGCUCCGUCACCUCAAACUCCCAACCUACCAAGAGCUGGAACAGGAAAUAAAUGCACUGAAAGCAGAUAAUGAUGCUCUAAAGAUCCAACUGAAAUAUGCACAGAAGAAAAUAGAAAGCCUCCAACUUGCAAAAAGCAAUCACGUCUUAGCUCGGAUGGAGCAAAGUGACUGUUCUUAGCCCAGGAACUCAAGGAACGCAAUCUGUGGAUGGGUGGAUCACAGACGGCAUUUCACAAGUCGAUUACCAGAAACACCAGGGAGCCUUGGCGUGACCAGCUUUAAAAGGGGUACUUUAAAAAAGAAAAGCUACUCUUUUUUCCCAGUAUGUGGUAUUGUUUUCUCUUCCACUCAGCUGAAUCAGAAGGAAGGAAAACUGAAGAAUGCAAUAUUGUUGCCAUUCAUACCAAACACUGUUUUCCCUGAAAGCAAAAGUGUGAUAAGAACGUAUCUAUAGUUUUAGCCUGCCUGGCUGCUUCUUCCUUAGAACUAAAAUCCCUGGAAAAUGAAUCAGCCUGGAGUUUUCUGUGAACUGAGGGAUUUACUUUGUUCCAUCCAAAGCUUGUUAGUAUUAGAUUCACUUCUUCUACAUGCCAGCAUUCUUUAUGAAUCUGGUUCCCAAUUCACUACCUCAAAUCUAAUCAGUUAGCCUUUCCCUAUGCUCAUACACCUGAGGACAUACACCUGGAACUGAACUUCUAGAGAUGUAGGCACAAAUAGCAGGGGGCCUGUUAAACAAUAUGACAUGUCCAGUCACAGAUCAACUUACAAUUUUAGUCUCACAGUCAUAAUAAAUAAUAAAAUAAAUAACCAAAUUAAAUACCUGAAAACAUGGCCAAUACCUUCUCACAGAUGACUGGCUAAUUAGCUACACAUAAUGCUAACACAUUUGUCCUCAUAUAACCCACAGUGGACAGAAUUAAGACUCUAUGACUAUUGUUUUUAAACAGAGUCUGUUUAGGUCUUUAAGUAUUAUAACUAUUUUUGAGCUGAAUUUGUGCUUAUACUGCCUUCACUAUUAUUAUUAUUUAGAAAUAAGCUAAUUGGAUCAGAGCCUUCAAUAACAGCUGACAGAGUGUACAUAUGUAUAUUUAUUAUGUAUAUAUAAUAUCAGGCAUGCAUGUGACUCGGAAUAUUUUUUCCUCUAUAAAAUGUGGAAGUAAAUUAAACUUUUAGUCAUUUACAGAAACUCACAAGUAUAAAGUUCAGUUUGUUAUAAGGUGAAGAAUUUGCUCACAGUGUAAAUUAUAUUGUUCGGCAAAAUCACAAGUAAGAGACCUACAUGUUAUCCAUUAAUGAAGGUUAAUGAUAGACGAGCUAACUUGGUUGUCCAGGCAACUGUUCAUGAACUCCUUUGUCAGAUUCUCUAUUUCUCUAAAAAAUUCAUACGAUCAUUUUCUUUUUCUGUGAGGGGGGUGGGGGAGGGAACUUACCUUCCACUCUUGGAAAACCUGGUACCAAACUGACUUGAAAUUCAUAAACAAGGUGACCAACGUGCUAAGAACAUAAUAUCAACAGCUAGAAGUUCCAAACCUAAAGCCAACAACGCCAAGUCUUAAUCAGAAUACAAAGCACAUAUACACAAUGUAGCUUCCUUGGAGAAUUCAGAUCAUUUAAGAAGUUUGAUGAAAGACUGGUUCCAAUUUGCACACCUUGUUGUACUGAGCUUUAGCAACAAAGUUAGUGACUAGCUUUCAAGUGUGUUUUAAAGAAUCACUUUGCACACAAACUUACCCUUUCCUAAAUCCAAACUGGAAAAUCCCACCACCUGGUAUGUACAUUUAUAGAAGCACUUUGCUACUUACCUUAUAUAGAACAACAUGAGUUUAUGAUCAUCUUCAAAAUUCAUAUUCUUCACUAUUAUUCCUCUGAUAAAGACGAAAAACAGUACUGCUGUAUUUCCUUUAAACACAGUCAUGUAACAAAUUUUUUCAUUCUUCUUCCCCUCUACCCCAAAUACAGACUCCAGGUUAGUUUCUAUGUAAAUACUCUAUAAUUUAUAGGAACUCAAAAGGUCACAGUCUCUUUAGUCACAUUAACAAGGCUAGAAGAUCUCAGGCAUUCCAGAACUUAUCACGAAAAUGGAUAGGAAGUAGUAAUUUCAUCACAGUUUUCACAACCUAGAGGGCCAAGAAGUACAAUGUAUAAAUUAAUAUUAUUGGCGUGAAGCUACAGAAAUAAUCGGUUUGUUAAGCCUAGGAUACAAAAUUUUGUGUCUUGUACUGACUUGAAAUAAGUUUAGGCAUAUGUUUAUCUGCCAAAACAAUGACAAAUUUUGUUUUGUUAACAGUAAUGUCACUUCUCAUUUGCUUUGGUAAUUGACUUGUAUUUUUAUUAUUUGUGAAUUUCUGUCUAAAGAUGUAUUAUGUAAAAGAACUGCAAGGAAAAAACAUGUACAGAUUGUAAAGUUUUUUAUACCUAAUGUAAGUUUUCUUUGUGUAAUAUUUAUAUGAUAAAAGACAUUAGAAUCCC
This is a messenger RNA of Phyllostomus discolor (pale spear-nosed bat), 5013 nucleotides long. It is a transcript of the gene RASGRP1, whose product is annotated as RAS guanyl releasing protein 1. The record is from RefSeq and is a predicted model, not a curated record. Lineage: Eukaryota; Metazoa; Chordata; Mammalia; Chiroptera; Phyllostomidae. Gene Ontology annotation, cellular component: plasma membrane. Gene Ontology annotation, biological process: Ras protein signal transduction; positive regulation of GTPase activity. Bases 470 to 2722 code for a protein of 750 amino acids. Gene Ontology annotation, molecular function: guanyl-nucleotide exchange factor activity; calcium ion binding. The transcript has 18 exons.